Messenger RNA from Clonostachys rhizophaga, 492 nucleotides. NCBI's taxonomy places the organism in Eukaryota, Fungi, Ascomycota, Sordariomycetes, Hypocreales, Bionectriaceae. The record is from the annotation of a GenBank genome assembly.
AUGCAGGCCAGUUAUCAUGACCACCAAGCCAAGGCCAUGCUCACCAAAAUAGCAAAGCAGAUGGCCGCUGAGGCAGCACUCCCGGAGUGGCUGCCUCCCAUCCUGCAAGACCUCCUUAUAUGGGAGGCUAUCAAGACCAAGUUCGGUCUCAGCUUCAAUCGAUUCGCUUGCAUCCUGCUUGAGCAGGAUGCUAAUCAUUUCCGAGAUUAUUAUUCCCAGCAUACCAUCGCGGUAGGACACUGUCUGCCCCUCCUUGCCAAGACCCUCCUGCGGAUGACUGAGGGCGGUGCCAGUGAUCUCGUCAAUAACCUCGAAGAUGGCAAGAGUCCUCGUGGUGGGUUUAGGGAUCUCCGGCGGGGCGGCUCCUUACUUGUCCAUCCAAAGCAAAUACGCCUUAUCGAGGCAAUUUUCCAGUCCAAGCCACAGAAGGGAUUGGACCAGCAGCAGAAGGUGAACCACGGACAGGGUUCGCCAACCAGACUCCGCAGCUAA